This is a messenger RNA of Betta splendens (Siamese fighting fish), 1828 nucleotides long. RefSeq names its product arginine/serine-rich protein 1 (gene rsrp1). Bases 374 to 1186 code for a protein of 270 amino acids. The record is from RefSeq and is a predicted model, not a curated record. The transcript is spliced from 4 exons. NCBI's taxonomy places the organism in Eukaryota, Metazoa, Chordata, Actinopteri, Anabantiformes, Osphronemidae.
UUAAAAACGUUCCUGUUUGACCCGGAGCGAGUCGACUGCUUUGACUCCCGGACAGUGGACCGUUCAAUAGAAACGAGCAGUUUCGGUCGUCACCGGUGGAACUUUCCAGCGUCUACAUAAGCUCGCAGCUCAGCGGAGCAGCCGCAUUGUCGCUUUAGUGACGACAUCGGAUAGUUCAACUCCGGGUAAGACAAAGACGCGCUGCUUUUAGCUGGAAAUUCGAAUAUUUCGACGGUUCUGAGUUUUAAUCCAGUUUGCGGAUUUGAAGGCAAAUACCUGGUUAGGUCUUGCUUAUAUCGACGUUAUCUACACGAAGAAACGAGCGACGGUUUCGAACUACAUACGACACGUCGGCGGCUAACAAGACUAGACGAUGGCCAAGGGAGAGGAUCCUCGCUCUGAAAUGGCUCAUGCUCGCCAGACUGACGGCAUCAAUGUAAUCUUUGACCAGAACAGCCCUGGUUCAUCUCGGUCCCGAUCCAGGAGCAGCUCCAGGAGCAGCUCCAGCAGUAGCCGCGCUUCUGGCCGCUACAGGGGGCGUGAUCGCCACAGGGGCCGUAACCGGUCGUCGUCCUCCUCAUCUUCUUCAUCCUCAUCAUCCUCCUCCAGCAGCAGGUCUUCCUCUCGCUGCAGGUCUCGCUCUCACCCCCGCUGCCACAGGCAUUCCUCACGCUGCCGCUGUGAUAACUAUUACAGAUAUAGUCGUGGCCACUACCGCCGCUCACCCCCACGCCGCUACCGAGCCCACUCUCGUUCCUACAGCCGCUCGGUAUCUAGAGACAGGGACGCCUAUCGCAGGCGGUACAGGUCCCGCUCAAGGUCCUCUGGCAGCUGGAGGUCCAGCAAGCGCACAAGCCGGCUUCGUUACAGGUUCUCCAGAUCUCCAGUCAGAAAGUACCGGUACCGCUCCAGGUCCAGAUCUUCAGGAUGCUCAGUCAGCUUGAGUUUGAAGGAAAAGAGAGCACUCCUUGAAGCCGCUAAGGCCAAUGCUAUGAAGAUCCUAGGAGUGGAGAAGCUGGAACUUCCAGAGAGUGUGAAAUCCAUCCUGCCAGAGCAGUCGGAGGCCAAGUGGGUGUCAACUGAAACGGAGGCAGGGGUGAGACAAGACCCUGAAAAGGAAACACAGGAAGUCCCUAAUUUCUGGAAUGUACAAAAGGUACGUCCCAUACAACAUGCACAUACAUAAAAUAUGUACUGUGUUCAACAUAGAAUAAUGUCUAUUUUAUUGGUCUAUGUUCUGUUGAAUUUCCUGUCUUUUGUUAACCUUCAGACCCCCGGGGGAAACACACACGCUUUCUGUAUUUAUUCCUGUCUUCAUAGAUAACAUGACAAUGGUCUCCUUCACUCAUCGACUCCUGGGAUUAAAAGGCUGUCAUGUGACUUGGGUGACAACAAAAAGUGUUUGUGAAAGGUUGACUUUUGUAAUGUACUGUUGUUGUAUCAACUAGAGAUUUACAACACAACAAAGAUUUCCUUACGUUUAGUGCAUUUAAAAGCUAACACAUAGAAUACUAAAUGAUAUCCAAGCAACUCAGUUACCUUUUUAUGUAGAAAGGCAGUAGGAUCUUGACAUUACAAAUGUAUUUAUGUUUGAAGUUGAAAUGGGUCAUUGUUAUUUAGCAGAAUCUUCCACUCGCUGAUGGAGCACAGGCGUGUGGACUGCGUUAUAGUGACUAAAACAGAUGAAGAACUCCUCUCCAUAUGCCAGAGAUAAGUUGGUACACAAAGCAGUGUGCUGAGGGGCUGGGAAACCUUCACCAUCAUUUUGACAGAGACAGAAGAAAUGAUUUUUACUUUGACAUGUUAGCUUUUGAUUUUUUUUUUUUUU